This is a messenger RNA of Exaiptasia diaphana, 1060 nucleotides long. RefSeq names its product putative aldolase class 2 protein CC_1201. Gene Ontology annotation, molecular function: actin filament binding. The record is from RefSeq and is a predicted model, not a curated record. Gene Ontology annotation, cellular component: cytoskeleton. Lineage: Eukaryota; Metazoa; Cnidaria; Anthozoa; Actiniaria; Aiptasiidae.
ACGAAAACACAACACAUCGAUCUUUUGAAUUACAAUUUUUUUUAACCUUACAAUGUUCGCCUUAAAAAACCUAACUAAACUUGGUGUAACAUCAGCGUACGCUUUUUGCAGACGGGCCAACAUUGCUGUGUCCACACAGCUCGUUUCGACAUUGCAACACAACACGAAACCUUUCUCAACACUGAAAACCGAUGGAAAAAGUAAACUCGGUCUUGAAGAAGCAAGGAGGACGAAUUGGGAAGGUCGUGUUGACCUAGCUGCAGCAUUUCGGGGAUUGGAGAUGAUGGAUUUUCACGAAGGGAUUUGUAAUCAUUUGAGUCUUAUCGUUCCUGCGGAAAAUGGCGACGGCGAAGUUAUGCUUAUGAAUUCUUAUGGAAAUCAUUGGAAAGAGUUUGCAAUAAUCCAAGCAUAUUACUGGAUGAAAAACUCCCAAAAAUAAUAUUAAUAACAAUUUGAAAGGUAAUCGAUUUGAAAUGCAUGCAAGGAAYGGCAUUUAUCACGUGAUAAUAGACUCUAGAUACUGUACGGACUUUCACUGCUUAUCAUCAAUGACAUGAUAACGCCGAUGGGUUUCRUUUUCUGCCAUUUACACCUAUGAUGGAUCGAUUUUCGAUGGGUAUGGAAAUGARCUCCGCUUAUCUAUAUAUAUUCUUAUUUACUGUAGUUACAUCCAAAAAUUACUGUGUGUUUUGAAUAGAAGUCUACUUGCUCCGCUCGCAACAAUUUAUACUGCAAUAUUUGCGCGCCUCAUUCAUAUCACUCAACGUCGCCUUGACCUGGAACCCAGGCACUAUCCGCUCUGCAGCAAUGAAAUGGAGGGGCCUGUGUUGGCCGGGUACCAAACUGUUUUUUUGCGGCGAAAUGCUAUUUUCACUCGAAACCGUGCAGCGGAAAUCAUGAAAAAAAUGAAAAAUGAAUAUUCCUUUUCCGAUUUUACACUAAAUUCAUUUAUUUUAUACUCCAUUUGUUGACUGUACUAUCGUUUGCACUACUAUACCAUAACUGAUAGACAGACUGACACGCUUACACGCGUCUUUGAAUUAAAGGAUUUUAAAACUUC